Messenger RNA from Lathyrus oleraceus (garden pea), 1999 nucleotides. RefSeq names its product F-box protein At5g46170. NCBI's taxonomy places the organism in Eukaryota, Viridiplantae, Streptophyta, Magnoliopsida, Fabales, Fabaceae. The transcript is spliced from 2 exons. The record is from RefSeq and is a predicted model, not a curated record. The coding region runs from base 219 to 1421 and encodes 400 amino acids. Gene Ontology annotation, molecular function: protein binding.
CUCUCUCUAGCAGUGAUUCACCGUUUUGUUCUACGCGAAUAACAUAAAUAAUAUCUCUUUUUCUUUAUCUCUCUAUGUAAAGACAAAACCAUAACCGUCUAUUUGUCUCCUCAUUUUCUAUUUCCCCUAAAUCUUCGCCUUCACCACUUCUCCAAUCAUGCUUCAACCCUAAAACCAGAUCUACCCCCAAAUCAACUCUCUUUCCGAUCUUUAACACCAUGUCUUCACUUCGUUCAGAUCAACCUUCCAAUCUCAAUCCCAAUCCCAAUCGGAUCUACCCCGAACCCUAUUUCCCCCAAAUCGAUCAUUUCGAUCGAAUCCCUGAUUCUCUUCUUCUCUUAGUUUUCAACAAGAUCGGUGAUGUUAAAGCCUUGGGGAGAUGCUGCGUCGUUUCGCGCCGUUUUCACUCUUUAGUUCCUCAGGUUGAAAACGUUGUUGUUCGCGUUGAUUGUGUUAUUUCUGAUGAUGAUUCCAAUUCUUCGUCGGCUUCUUCUGAUAAAUCUCGUGGCCCGUUUUGGAAUCUUCUGAGGUUGGUUUUUGGUGGGAUUGCUAAGCCGAUUCAAACACUUGGUCAGUUUCUGGGUCCGAAGAGAGGUUCCGGUUCCAAUUCCGGGAAUUCGUCUUCUUCGUCGUCUUCGCCGCUUGCUGUUGGAAGUGAGGAUGAUGGAGAUGGCGGUGUUACACAUCACUCGCCUACUCAGGUUUUGAAGAAUUUUAAUGAGAUUCGGUUGCUUCGGAUCGAGCUUCCCAGUGGGGAAUUAGGGAUAGAGGAUGGGGUUUUGUUGAAGUGGAGAGCUGAUUUUGGAUCGACUCUUGAUAAUUGUGUAAUUCUAGGGGCUUCCUCUGUUUUUCACCCUAAAUCUCAAGAUGGUGGUGUUGUUGAUGCAUCUUGUGGUGGUGGUGGAAAUAACAAUGGUGGUGGUGGUGAUGAUAAUGGAAGUAUACCUGAUUCGUUUUAUACAAACGGUGGUUUGAAAUUGAGGGUAGUUUGGACGAUUAGUUCGUUGAUUGCUGCAUCUGCAAGGCAUUACUUGUUGCAACCGAUUAUUUCGGAGCAUAAGACUUUGGAUAAUUUGGUGUUGACUGAUGCAGAUGGGCAAGGUGUGUUGUAUAUGAACAGAGAUCAACUUGAAGAGUUGAGGGUGAAGCCGCUUUCGGCUUCUUCUGCUUCAAAGAGGACUCUUGUGCCUGCUUUGAAUAUGAGGCUUUGGUAUGCACCUCAUUUGGAGUUGCCUGAUGGGGUUGUUUUGAAAGGAGCUACUCUUGUUGCUAUCAGGCCUAGUGAGAUGUCACCUACAACUGCUAAGAAGGAAGGAUCUGAUCUGUCUUGGGUUUCUACUGCUUUCGAAGAGCCUUAUAGGUCUGCUGCUACAAUGCUUAUUAAGAGGAGGACUUAUUGCCUUGAGAUGAAUUCCUUUUGAUGCUUUUUGCUCCCAUCUAAGGAAAUGUAGAAUCAUUUGAUAAUGGGGAACAUGAAGUUCCUAAUAUAGGAAGAAUCAGAAAACACAUUUUGUUUGGAAGCAACAACCCGGCCACCUGAAUCUUGCUCUUUCAAGCGUCUGGUCACCUGCGGCCCCAUAUGAGUAGUAGUUAUUAUUAUUUAAAGAGCUGCAAAUCAUUUACCCAUAUUGCUUGAACUGAGAAACCGAAGCAUCUGCUGGUUUUUAAAAGUUUGUGGCAAUACUUUUAUAAGAGACCUGCAACUAGACUGAUCUUGUAAGAUGUUUGAGUUUGUAGUCAUAUACCCUUUUCAGGUCUCCAUCAUCUGUGAAUAUUCUAGGUUAUUUAUCAGUUUGGUUUGCCUUUGUGAUAUAUUUUUCUCGAGUUAAAUGAGCAAUGUACUUUUGCUUCUGUAAUUUUAAAUAACUUCUGGAUGAGUCAAUCAUACCAUGCAAUACUAGUUCUUGCACUUGUUUUUUCUUGGGCUCAUCUUUGUCAUAUUUUGUAACUCCUACUGAGGGAAUUUGUAAACAGUUCAAUAAAUCAUGAUUCAAGCCAA